AUGUCGUCGUACCCUCCCAUCCUCCUCCGGGCGGAGCAGAAGCCCCUGGAGCACCGAUCGUUCUCUCCGGCCGUCAUCGGCGCCCUGGUCAAGGCCGGCUGCUCGGUGUCGGUUGAGCGUUCGCCGACGGACCCCGAGUUCAAGCGCAUCUUCGAGGACGCCGAGUACGAGUCCGUCGGGGCCGAGCUGGUGCCGAGGGGUUCGUGGCCGACCGCCGCACCGGGGACCAUCAUCCUAGGCCUCAAGGAGAUACCGGAGGAGGACUUCCCGCUGACCAACGACCACAUCACCUUCGCGCACUGCUACAAGGGUCAGGGCGGGGCCGACAGGGUCCUCGGCCGGUUCCCCCGCGGCGGCUCGACGCUGUACGACCUCGAGUUCCUGGUCGACGAGGCCGGCCGCCGGGUCAGCGCCUUCGGCUACCACGCCGGCUUCACGGGCGCGGCGCUCGGCGUCAAGGCCUGGGCCUGGCAGCUCGCCCACCCGGCCGGCGAGAGGCUGCCGUCGGUCGCCUCCUUCACCGACGGCCGCGGGUACUACCUCAACGAGGAGGAGCUGGUGACACAGAUCCGCGACGACGUCGCCGCCGGCGAGAAGCUGGCCGGCCGCCGGCCCACGGCCAUGGUGCUGGGCGCGCUCGGGAGGUGCGGACGCGGCGCCUGCGACCUCUUCUCCCGCGUGGGCAUCGACACCAUUACCAAGUGGGACAUUGCCGAGACGAAGAACAGGCAGGGGCCGUACGAGGAGAUUGUUCAGCAUGACAUUUUCCUGAAUGCUAUCUACCUCUCCGACCCCAUCCCUCCCUUUAUCAACAACGACCUCCUCUCCCAGCCCGGACGCAAGCUGGCGGUGGUGACGGACGUGUCGUGCGACACGACCAACCCGCACAACCCGAUCCCCAUCUACUCCGUCAACACUACCUUUGAGGACCCCACGGUGGCCGUCGAGGUCAAGGACGACCAGAACAAGGACGCCACCCCCCUCACCGUCAUCAGCAUCGACCACCUCCCGUCCAUGCUACCCCGCGAGGCGUCCGAGUCCUUCUCCGACGGUCUCAAGGAGUCGCUCCUCCAGCUCAACGAGCGCAAGACGGCCAGGGUGUGGGCCGAUGCCGAGAAGCUGUUUAAGGAAAAGGUUGCUCUCCUGCCCGAGUCGUUGAGGACUAAGGAGGUUUAG
Geosmithia morbida is the source of this 1176-nucleotide messenger RNA. RefSeq names its product saccharopine dehydrogenase (NAD+, L-lysine forming). The transcript has 2 exons. Gene Ontology annotation, molecular function: saccharopine dehydrogenase (NAD+, L-lysine-forming) activity. Gene Ontology annotation, cellular component: cytoplasm. Bases 1 to 1176 code for a protein of 391 amino acids. NCBI's taxonomy places the organism in Eukaryota, Fungi, Ascomycota, Sordariomycetes, Hypocreales, Bionectriaceae. The record is from RefSeq and is a predicted model, not a curated record.